UUCGCUCCACAGAUAUUCGAUAAAUCGAUACUAACGGUAGUGACUGGCCCAGCUCUAUUAACCGCAGCCAACUUCACGCGCCUUGUUCUUUUUUCCGGUUGACUUUAACGAGAAAGAUGCCAGGCGUCACAGUGAAGGAUAUUGACCAGCACGCGGUUACCAAGGCGGUCGCCGUCUUCUUGAAGAAGACUGGCAAGUUGAAGGUGCCCGACCAGAUGGACAUCGUCAAGACCGCCAAAUUCAAGGAGCUGGCGCCCUACGAUCCCGACUGGUUCUACGUGCGUUGCGCCUCGAUCCUGCGCCACCUGUACCACCGCAGUCCCGCUGGAGUCGGUUCCAUCACCAAGAUCUACGGCGGACGCAAGCGCAACGGUGUCCACCCCUCGCACUUCUGCCGCGCCGCCGAUGGUGCUGCCCGCAAGGCUCUGCAGGCCUUGGAGCACGCCCGUUUGGUCGAGAAGCACCCGGAUGGUGGCCGCAAACUGAGCUCCAUUGGACAGCGGGAUUUGGACCGUAUUGCAAACCAGAUCGUGUUCAAGCAGCGCGAUGCCGCUAAGCAGACCGGGCCCCUUGUUAUUUCCAAGUAAUCACACUGCGCCCCUUCGAAUUCUAAAAACACAUUUUUUAGACUUCUAUUGUAAGCGCUUUUUGUUUGCACGAGAGAGAUGAGAAAAUAAAACCAACCACAAUUUGUAAAAGUCUA
Molecule: messenger RNA, 703 nt
Organism: Drosophila santomea
Lineage: Eukaryota; Metazoa; Arthropoda; Insecta; Diptera; Drosophilidae
Gene: RpS19a
Product: 40S ribosomal protein S19a
Exons: 3
Coding region: 117-587 (156 amino acids)
Biological process (GO): ribosomal small subunit assembly; translation
Cellular component (GO): ribosome; cytosolic small ribosomal subunit
Molecular function (GO): RNA binding; structural constituent of ribosome
Source: RefSeq, a predicted model, not a curated record